Rosa chinensis is the source of this 2348-nucleotide messenger RNA. RefSeq lists its product as uncharacterized. Bases 571 to 1920 code for a protein of 449 amino acids. The transcript has 3 exons. The record is from RefSeq and is a predicted model, not a curated record. NCBI's taxonomy places the organism in Eukaryota, Viridiplantae, Streptophyta, Magnoliopsida, Rosales, Rosaceae.
GUUAAAGGACACUCUGGUCUUGGCCAACUUGAUGAUGAUCAUUAAAAGGUCAACCUCCUUCCCCUCAAAAACAUGCUUCCAAGUCCCAUAGACCAAGAGAUCUCCCCAAAUCUCUCUCAGUCCUAGUUCUCCUCCUCUCUUAAAAUAAGAGCAAAAUAGAAGCAUCCAAGCUCUUGCACUUGUUUGUCAUGUAGCUCCAUUUUUUAAAUCAUUCUCUGCAUAUAUAGCAUCCUCCACCCAGCUUCUCAUUUCCUCACUUACAAUUUUUGUAUAUGAUCAAAUACCUGGAGAUCUCAACCCAGAAAACAAGAAGCUUCCUCUCCUUUUCUUCCACUUCUUAUAUAUAAACCCUAGCUCUUCUCACUCUCACUCUCCCACUUCACUCUUUUCAUAACCCAAUUCUUCAAUUUCUUCAUUUCUGUGAUCCUUAGCAUCAUUUGGGAAUUGGGAUCAUCCAACUUGAAGGCUUCAAUCAUUUUGUUUUGGGCUUCAAGAACUUUGAAUUGUCAAAUCACAUAGAAUUGCUUGUUGGGUUACAAAAUUUUCAUAUACUUUCCUUCUUCUUCAAAAAUGUGUUCUUCUAGUUCUUCAUGCUCAUACAAGAAUGUGGAUCAGAAAAAGCCUUUUCCAAUAGAGCGCAGGCCAACAAUGCUCAAGGAUUUCCUCAAUGAAAAUUCCAAUUCAUGUUCUUCAAGUGUGUUCAAAUCAUUUCCAAGAAAACCACAACUUGAUUGCAAAGCAAGAAACCCAAAUCCCAAACCCAAUACCACCAUUACUAGCAAGUUACAUAGAAGCAGAUCAAAAGCAGCAUCUACCACAAUCUCAGCAUUCCAGUCCUUCAUGAAUGUGGUAAAAAACAUCCAAUUUACUGCAGUAAAAACUCCCUCCCUUUUACCACGGAGCCUCUCACGGCGGCUGUCCAAAAAGAGCUCAUGGUCAAGGAAGCAGAGUCUUCAAACUCAAGUCCAAGUCAGUGUGAAAGUCAAAGAUAUCCUACGGUGGACAUCAUUCCGCGAUGAGAGGUUACCUCAAUCUCUGCCGUGGGAUUUCGCUUCUUCACCUCACCAUUGUACCACAGCCACCACCGUAACAGAGUCCACAACUACUACUACUUGUAGUAAUAGCAGCAAUGGGUCAAGUUGGUGUGACAGUGAUUUUACCGCGGAGUUUUUACCGUCCCCGUUUGGUGGUAAAAAUGAGAUGGGUAAAAAGUAUUCACCAUGUGUCGGCAGGAAUUCCACGGAGGCUACGGCAGGGACAGCAAGAUGCGGUGAAUUGGACCCCAAGGUUGAGGUGCUAUUUUGUGAUGAAGAUGAACAACACAGCCCAGUUUCUGUGCUCGAUUUUCAAUUUGGGGAAGACGAUGAAGAGGCAUUUUCGACCACUUUUGACCAAAGCCUUGCCAAUGUGGAGAGAACGAAAGAAAUGCUUAUGCAAAGGAUCAAGCACUUUGAGAGUCUUGCCAACCUAGACGCUGAUUUCGACUCAUGGUUGUCACCGGAAGAAGGUAUCAACUUCGAAGAAGAAGAAGAGCAUGGAAUUGAAGAGAGGGCAUUGGAACUGUUGAAUUUUGUCAGAGCAACUAGCUUAAAACCAGAGAGCUGUGAGUACGAAAUGGAAGAUAAACUAUUGUUGGAUUUCUUCAGGGAAGAAUUGGGUGCACAAAGAAAUUAUCAAACAGAUGAUGGGUUUAAUUGGGAGAUCGUUAGCAAAGCAAAAGCUUGGAUUAGUGAGGAAAAAACUGGACCCUUUGAGUGGGGACUUGAGCACAAGAAAGAAGCCUUUGUUAGAGAUAUGCAUAAAGGAGGGAAGUGGCUUAACAAGUUUGAGGAUGAGAAAGAGGAGUUGGCUUUACAAAUCGAGACUGCCGUGCUUGAGUUCUUGGUGGAUGAGCUUUCGGUUGAUCUCUUAUUGAGAUAAGUGACGUGGUUUGUAGCUGUAGUGAUUAAGGAUAUUUACCUAUGUGCUAGAGGUCUGGAGCUUCAGUUACAUCCCAAGAACUAAAUGGGUGAUGGCUCUCAGCCUUCAUACUCAAUUAUGGUUCCCAUUGCCAUUGGUACUAUUUUGGGUUUAUUGACUCUGAGAUCUGAAUGUUACUGUGGAGAACAGAAGAAGUAGGAAUAGAAAAUGUGCAAAAAUAAAACAAGGAAUUAUCCAUGUUGGUUGUAGCUUGAGGCAGUAUGUACUAGUGGCACUUUAGCCAAAAAUGAAUGGGGUAUGAGCUAGUGGAUAUGUACUUUUGGGUUUAAGGGAGCAUCUCUUUGUAUAUCUAGAGAAUGUCCUGUUUUGGCAUGUAAAGAUAGGAUGAAUAAGAAUUUGAGAGGCAUAACUUAUGCCCAUUUUUGUAA